Trichoplax adhaerens is the source of this 5688-nucleotide messenger RNA. RefSeq lists its product as uncharacterized. NCBI's taxonomy places the organism in Eukaryota, Metazoa, Placozoa, Uniplacotomia, Trichoplacea, Trichoplacidae. Gene Ontology annotation, molecular function: signaling receptor activity; insulin-like growth factor binding; D-mannose binding. Gene Ontology annotation, cellular component: trans-Golgi network; plasma membrane; late endosome. Bases 1 to 5688 code for a protein of 1895 amino acids. Gene Ontology annotation, biological process: lysosomal transport. The transcript has 14 exons. The record is from RefSeq and is a predicted model, not a curated record.
AUGGACAAGAAAGCUGCUUUUAAUUUACUCAUUUCCAUCGUUGCCCUCUCUUCCUUGGCAGAUGCUUUUGAUCAGUGCAAUAUCAAGAGCUUACCACAUCAAUUUCAAGUGGAUCGUCUUAGCGGAUUAUGGCAAGCUCAUUCUGAAGAUCACUCAUUUUUUAUCAACCUGUGUGGUCAUGGAAUGGGCAACACCAAUUGCCCACCAUCAUCUGCAAUAUGUAGAAAAGGCACAUUAGGGAAAGCCAUCAAUAUCGGCUCUUAUACUGAUCAACCAACAGUUCAAAUAGCUAAUGGUGGUUAUCGAUUUGGAUUUGCCUUGGUCUAUUCUAGCAAUCAAAAAUGCGAGAUGAAUGGAAAUGCAAAUAUGAAUACUAGCAUCGCUUUUACAUGUGGGAAGACGCUAGGAUCGCCUGAAUUUAUAGAAGAAAACAACUGUGUUUACUAUUUUAAUUGGAAAACUUCUGCCGCAUGCUAUUCUUUAAAUUCCCCAUCUUCGACAGAAAUACCAUGCUAUAUUUAUGAUGAUCAAAAUCGGAAGAGGGAUCUAUCAUUACUAAUGAAAGAGUUUGGUGCUUAUGCUGUUAAAAGCCAAUCUCAGAAGAAAUUAUACAUAAAUGUCUGUAGAAAUAUACAGGCUACGCAAUCAUCCUCGCUACAAAAUUGUGGUUCUCUUUCAUCCGCCUGUGUAGUGUCCAAAAAUUCACAGGAUGGUUCUACAAUUGUUGAUGGCAUUGGUCAACCUUCUGCUAAGCUAACCUUUGUAAAUCAGCAAAUCAAGCUAGUUUAUGAAAGUAAACAAAAUUACAGCCAAUGUAGUAAUAAAGCUAUUGUCACCAACGUUUCCUUCCGAUGUGGUAAAAGCAAGGACAAUAAUGGUCCAACUCUGAUACAUGAGUCGCAAUGCCGAUAUGACGUUGAAUGGAUUACUGAAUUGGCAUGUCCCAUGGAAGAUCUGAUUAGUCAUAGUUGUAUUCUAAAGACUAAUAAUGGCUACUUCAAUUUACUGUCAUUACGGAAUCAAUCAUCCGAUUACCAAGUUACGGUUGUUACUUCGAAUGCUCUGAAAUAUACAUACUUAAUCAACGUAUGCGGGCCAGUUAAAUCUACCAACUGCGGUUAUUCUGCCAAUGGCGAUUCAUCCAAACCGACUGCGGCAUGUCAAGUUGUUGCUGGGCAGCACAAUGUAACUCAUCGAUUGGGCAAUUUCAACGAUAUGGCUCUCAGUUACAUUGACGAUAAACUCAGCCUUACCUAUUACGACGGCUCACCUUGUCACGAUGGAUUUAAGCGUUCGACUGUGAUUUCAUUCAUUUGCGAUCACUCAAUUAAGAUUGGCAGUCCUCAAUUUGUACAGGAAAAUCAUUGUACAUAUUUCUUCCGAUGGGCUACCAAAUAUGCUUGUAAAGCAGACAGUAUCGAUUUGAUUAAUGAAGAUUUCACAUCUGGACUAUUCUGCUCGCUUUAUGACAAUAGCACCAAUUUCAUGUAUAACAUGAUUCCAUUACGACUAUCAAACAAUAGAUAUAAUCUAACUGUUCCUCAGCAUAAAUUUCAGUUAAAUAUUUGUGAUCAGGUUUGGGGUGGUACUUGCAACAAAUCUCAUCCAAAGUGUAAGAAUAAUUCGUUAUUGAACUUCUAUUUCAGUUUAGCACACCCAAAUCCGAGUGCUUGCGAUUCAGAAAUAAUUAUUGGUCAGACAAGUGGUCACGAUACCUUGGUUUAUGAGCAAAAUCAAAUCCGUUUAAAAUAUAAUUCUGUUCAAGAUAAUCGAAAGACAACCAUAAACUUUUUAUGUGAUAUGAAUUUCGACUCAAAUUCUGGGAAGGUAUCAUAUGUUCAAGAAACGACAAACCAUAAUUACAUUUUUAACUUUGCAACGCCUCUGGCUUGUGGUCCUAAGCCUAUUUCAUGUAUAACAUCGGAUACUAAAGGAAAUUACUACGAUUUGUCGGAUUUGUAUUUAUCAAGUGGUAAUUGGGACGCUGUUGAUGGUCGCCCAGACGAAGCCCAUUUGCAAUACAAGAUAAAUAUGUGCGGACCAGUAAAUAUUGGUAAUUUGCACUGCCCAAAUAUUUCUCAUUUAGGUGGGUGUCAGGUUGAUUCCAAGAAUAAUCGCGCCUUUAGUAUGGGAGUUAUGACUUCCAAUCCUGAAGUAGUAAAUGGAAACUUAAUUGUUCGUUACGUCAACGGUGAUAUAUGUCAUGGACGCUUUAGAAGAAGUACCAGGGUUGAAUUAAUAUGUUCAGAUACACAGGGAUCUUUGGUGUUUAUUAGAGAAACUCCUUCUUGUGAGUACAUUUUUACCUGGACUACGCCUAGUGCUUGUCCAGUCAAGAAAUUAACUGGUAACAAUUGCCAGGUAGAAGAUCCAUUAACGCAAGCUAGUUACGAUUUGCGUUCACUUGCUAGCAGCGGGAAGGAUUACAAGAUAACAAUGUCUGCGAAUAAUUUUUACUCCAUUAAUGUUUGUCGGAAAUUAGUGAAUCAAUGUGGUACUAAUACGGCUGGCGCAUGCUUAACGACAGGCCAAUCUUCCCGAUCGCUUGGGACAUUCAAUGAACAACUCAUUUUCAAUAAUGGGUACUUACAACUCAACUAUACUAACGGUGGUAGCUGUCCUAGCCAUGCCGGUAUUAAAGAUUCCACGAUACUAAAGUUUUUUUGCGAUGAAAGUAUAAAUGGUGUGGGCGUAGGCCCUCAAGUAAUAAAAGGGAAAGCAUCUUGCGUGCAUGAGUUUCAUUGGAAUACAUCAAUUGCUUGUCCAAUUGGUAAUUUGGUAGAUUGUGCUUAUGUUGACGUAGAUAAGGGGAAGCAAUAUGAUUUAAGUAGUCUAUCUAAGACCACCGGAAACUGGAUUGCAACUGUUGUUAGUCCAAUGAAGAACAAUUGGAUUUUCCAAAUCAAUGUUUGUCGAUCGGUUAAUAAUGUUAACGGCUGCAAGAAAUCUUCAGGAAUAUGUCUCACUGUUACAGCACCAAAUAAGAAUAGUACUUACAAUCUAGGCAGAAAUAAGAGGGGUCCUUAUGUUAAAGGUGGUACAUUAUAUUUAGAAUACACCGAUGGAGACGCAUGUCCUGAUGGUACAAAAAAAAGAAGUACACUAAUAACUAUGGUGUGCAAAAAAGGAAAAUUUGGACCGCCACUGUUUGUCUCCGAAGAGAAUCAAUGCAACUAUAAUUUCAUUUGGAUACAUGAAGCUGCGUGUGCGCUAUCACUUAGCGUAAGCGGAAACUGUACCGCUGUUAAUCCAUUAUCUGGAUUUGUAUUUGAUUUUAAUCCACUUUAUAGUAUUUCGAGCGGCUAUAAUGUUACUGAUGGAAGGGACCACGUUUACAAUUUAAAUGUGUGUGGAACAACCUCUGUGUCUAGUUGCGGAAACACUUCCGGCAAUUGCCAAUUGAAGAAAAAUGAUCAAAAGUUUCACUUUAACGGAGGCAAUGCUAAUGCACAAUUGUACUAUGAAGAUGGUGCAAUAUACCUUAAUUAUACUGGUGGAGAUUUGUGUCAUCAAGGAAGAUAUCGUCGUAGUACAAUAAUUUCAUUUGUGUGCUCAAGUAACGCAGGCAAGGGUCAUCCAGUUUAUGUAAGCGAAACAAAUAAUUGCACUUAUUACUUUUCUUGGCCUACUCAAUAUGCUUGCGAGCAACAAGUAGAGUGUGUUGCUAUAAAACCUGAUGGGUCUUCAGUAGAUUUAUCUCCAUUGAUUAAAUCUACAGACAACUGGGAAGCUGUAACGAUCGGAGGCCAAAAUGGCAGCUAUUACAUCAAUUUGUGUAGGCCUUUAAACCCAAUCAGUAAUGUUCGUUGUCCGCCUGGAUCUGGAAUUUGCCUUAAGAAAUUGGGUACAGAUCCACCGCUAAGUCUUGGCAGACCUUAUCAAAAGCCCACAAUUGCAUCGGAUGGAACAGUAAUACUAAAUUAUAUCAAUGGCAGUCGCUGUCCAUCAGAUUCAAGCAAGAGACUGUCAGCGAAGAUUGUAUUUUCAUGUCAACAGGGAACUCUUGGCAGUCCAGUCAUAGCUGAACUGCCUCAUAAUUGCCAAUACGUAUUUCAUUGGGCAACAUCAGUUGUUUGCAAUAAUAUUGUCAGCAACAAUAGUACCUGUUCCGUAUACGAUCCAGCUUUAAAAUUUAAUUUCACCCUUAGCCACCUCACACUUUCGGAUAAUAAUUAUGUUAUUAAGAGUGGCAGUAAUACCAUUGAGCUGAAUGUUUGCUCUCCUGUAAAUGGUCAAACCUCUAGCAGCACUUCUGGCUGUGCAAAUUCUGGUGUAUGCCUUCAUACUCCUUCGAAAAAUAUCUCAUUAGGUUUAGCGACUAGUAGGUCAUUAACGUAUAGUAAUAGCUUAUUGAUACUAAAAUACACGAAUGGAGAAGUGUGUGCAUCCGAUAACACCAGACAUUAUUCAUCAACGAUAUUUUUUGUUUGCGAUAGAAACGAGAUAAAUAGUAAGCCGGUUUUAAUGAAAUUAAUGGACAAGUGUUCCUAUCAAUUUGAUUGGAACACACACUUUGCAUGUCCAAUACUUUCUCAAAAUUGUAUGAUCAAGAGGGAUGGCAAAAUUUAUGACGUUAGCCCAUUAUCACAAAUAACUGGUAGCUGGAAAAUUACCGAUUCAUCUUUUAACCAAUACUGGAUUAAUUUAUGUCGUCCUAUCGUAAAUGGGCCUCCUGGUUGUUCCUCAAAUGCUGCAAUUUGUAAAUUAGGAUCUACCGAAACACAAGCAACUGAAUUAGCUUUCACAUCAUCGCAAAAAAUAGCACUCAGUGGUGAUAGCAAAAAAUUGUUAGUAUCUUACACAGGUGGUAAAAGCGUCUGUCCAAAAUCGAGCGUCGAUGUUGCAUCAGUAGUAAUAGAGUUUUCAUGCGGUUCUGGCAUUGGAAAGCCAAGUUUUUUGAGAUUCGAUAAAAAUAAGUGUACAUUUCACUUUACUUGGAGAUCUCAUGUUGCUUGCCCUAGUACUCGAUAUCAAGCGUCUGAAAAUAACUGUAUCAUAUCAGGAAAAAAUGCUGCUAGUCCUUCAUUUAACUUUAACGUUCUAACGAAAGUGCAGCAGAACUGGAAUGCUACAGAAAGUAGAAGUAACGGAGAUAAUUACAUUUACUUCCUUAAUGUUUGCCAUAAUCUAAAUCCUCCUCAAAAUGUUAAUCAGUGUAAGAGUGGAUCAGUUUGCCAAACAAAAACCACCGGUUUCCGACGUAAGAUUGGAGGUCCGAAUACAUCACAAAAUCGCAAGUUUUACGUUGAUGGUGAUAUUAUUGAAAUGCACUUACCAACAAACGAAAAAUGUGGCAAAGAUAAAAACAAAAAUGUUGCAACUAUCAUUUUAUUUAGCUGUGCUGUUCAAAAUUCUUUGGGUAGCCCAAAAUUUCUUUAUGAAUCGGGAGACUGUAAAUAUUACUUUGAAUGGUCUACGUCAGCUGUAUGCGAAAGCGUACCUGCUCCACAAGGAGGAAUUGAUGGUGGAAUCGUAGCUGCUAUUAUUGUUUCGAUUGCUGUGGUAGCCUUAUUUUUACUCUUCAUUUGUAGAAGGGAACGAAGACGCAAAUUAAAACAAAUGGUCUUGCGGGUUUCCCCGGAUGGUUACAAUUAUGUACCUGGAAAUGAUGGAUCUUCAGAUAGGCUACUUUCUCGUGAAACUCGAAGAUACCAAAGGGACGAUGAUGACGAUUUAUUAAAUAUUUAA